AUGUGUAGUCAGUUACAUGCCAUUACUGCCGGCGAAUGGCAAUUGCAACAAACAAAUAAUGAAUUGCCCACUUAUGCAGCAAUAGAAUCAUUUUUAGCAAAACGUGUUUCUGCCUAUGAAGUUGGUGCAAUUUCUAAUUAUGUAGAAAAGAGUAUUCGGUCUAAAAAUAUGAGUGUCAACAACAAGACUUUCUUUACUCGUUCUAGUGAGCAAAAUUCAAUGAAGUGUCCACUUUGUACAGGUGCCCACCGCAUAUAUGCAUGUGAAAAAUUUACUCAGAUGCCAAUUUCUGAACGACAAGCCACAGUCAUGCGUUUAAAGUUGUGCUUUAAUUGUUUAAAUUUGGGUCNCAUGCGUUUAAAGUUGUGUUUUAAUUGUUUAAAUUUGGGUCAUCAAGUAAAAUCUUGUAAAUAUCCUAGUUGUCCGAAAUGUAAUAAGCGACAUAAUUCAAAACUGCACGAGGAAUCUGCAUCUUUUGUUACCAACGAAGAUUACCAUAAUGAGCAAACUAACAUUCAAGGGAGCUCUGCGGUUCUUUAUACUGAAAGUGUGGGUAUUGUUAAAAAUCAAAGUAGUGUAAUGUUAGCUACUGUCUUGAUUUAUGUAAAAGAUAGUGUGGGUCAACGUCAUUUAUGUCGUGCCGUUCUAGACUCGGGAUCUCAAUUGAAUUUCAUAACUCAGUCCUGCGCCAAGAAGCUUAACUUAUCUUUGUCUGACCAUACAUUUAAUAUUGUUGGAGUUUCAUCUAUGUCAUCGACAGCCAAACGUCUCAAUACAACAACAAUUUUUUCUAGACUUGGCAACUACCAAUAUAAUGUUAAUUUUUACUCAGUACCAAUAAUUGUCAACGCCUUACCGUCACAGUAUGUUAAUAGGAAUUCAGUGAUCAUACCUGAUCAUAUCAAGCGACAUUUGGCAGACCCACAAUUUCACCAGCCAGGGCCCAUUGAUAUAUUAAUAGGAGCGGAUGUAUUUUUUGACAUCUGGCUUGGUGAAAAAUAUUCGCUUCCUCACAGUACUAUACUUCAUCAAACCAAAUUUGGUUGGGUAGUUGCAGGGAAAUGGCCUGGUAUUGCCACAACUUCAUUACAAUCUAAUUCAUGUAUGCUUAAUGAACCUGCCUGUUUAUUUUCAACUACUAAGUUCGCUCAGCGCACCCAAGAAGAAAAGGCAGCUGAGGAGCAUUUCAGCACAACACAUAGUCGUAAUUCUGAUGGUCGGUUUGUGGUAAGGCUCCCAUUCAUGCAAAGUUCAUCGCUUUUGGGUGAUUCUUUUAGCAUGGCACAGAGACGGUUUUUUAAUUUAGAACGCCGAUUAAUUAAAAAUCCUGCCCUAGCUAAACAAUAUGAUGAUUUUAUGAAGGAAUAUUUAGUUAUGGGACACAUGGAACCCGCUGAACCUAUUAAUGAUGAACCUGUUUAUUAUUUGCCCCAUCAUGCAGUCUUUAAACAUGAUAGUACCACCACCAAACUUAGGGUAGUCUUUGAUGGUUCAGCUACUACUACAUCAGGGUUAUCUUUAAAUGAUAUACUAUUAAAGGGACCAAAGGUGCAAUCUGACAUCUUUCAUAUAUUAUUACGUUUUCGUUUGCAUCCUAUUGCUAUCACAGCAGAUGUGGCUAAAAUGUACAGGCAGAUUUUGUUACAUAAUAGUGACUGUAACUUGCAAAGGAUACUUUAUCGUUCUCAACCUGUUGAACCAUUACAUGAAUUUAAACUUCGAACUAUUACUUAUGGUACGAAAAGUGCUUCAUUUUUAGCUACGCGUUGUCUAACUCAAAUAGCACAAGAAUUGCCUUGCACCAUAACCCGUCGGAUAAUAGCUGAAGAUUUUUAUGUGGACGACCUAAUCAGUGGUGGAAGAUUUUGGUUUUCCUUUGCGUAA
Molecule: messenger RNA, 1884 nt
Organism: Daktulosphaira vitifoliae (grape phylloxera)
Lineage: Eukaryota; Metazoa; Arthropoda; Insecta; Hemiptera; Phylloxeridae
Exons: 2
Coding region: 1-1884 (627 amino acids)
Biological process (GO): proteolysis
Molecular function (GO): aspartic-type endopeptidase activity
Source: RefSeq, a predicted model, not a curated record